This is a messenger RNA of Kalmanozyma brasiliensis GHG001, 1095 nucleotides long. RefSeq names its product WD40 repeat. Gene Ontology annotation, cellular component: THO complex part of transcription export complex. Bases 1 to 1095 code for a protein of 364 amino acids. NCBI's taxonomy places the organism in Eukaryota, Fungi, Basidiomycota, Ustilaginomycetes, Ustilaginales. The record is from RefSeq and is a predicted model, not a curated record. The transcript has a single exon. Gene Ontology annotation, biological process: mRNA export from nucleus. Gene Ontology annotation, molecular function: protein binding.
AUGUCGCUCUCGCUAUACCCUUCUUCGACCGCGUCGUCGUCCAAAAAUGGCCUUCCACCCUCCACAGCCGCCUCGUUCUCCGACCGCCAGAUCCACCUGCCGACCUUCCCCAGUCUCAAAACGAAGGAUCUUCGCUCUGGGCAUCGCUCGUCCGUGCGGUGCGUCAAUUGGUCCAUUGACGGGCGCAAGCUGGCCACCUGUGGUGCGGACCGGUUGAUCCGCGUGUGGGUGCCUGAACGCUCUAUCGACCAUCGCGCAUCGACCGAGCUCCGGGGACACACUGAGUCGGUCGACCAGCUCUGUUGGCAUCCUACCCACCCGGAGGUGCUCGCUAGUGCGAGUGGAGAUCGGUCCGUGCGGUUGUGGGAUGCAAGAACGCGCGGCGAGACAGCGACGGUGGUUACGCCAGGGGCAAAUAUCAACAUUGCCUACCACCCGAACGGCGAGGUCGUAGCCGUGGGGGAUAAGACGGAUACCGUGUCGAUCAUCGAUAUCUCCUCGAACAAGGUUGUUCAUACGGUUUGCUCGAGACGCACCACCCCACCUGCAGGGGAUGGGAGCUGGACCGAGAUGACGAUCAGGGCGAGUGGAGAGGAGAUCAAUGAGCUUUCCUUCUCCCCCGACGGUUCACUACUGCUCCUUUCGAGUGGGAGUGGAAGCGUCCACCUCCAUCAAACAUCCGACUAUAAGAGGGUCCACUCGCAUUCAGCCCAUACAGCAAACGUGUUUUGCAUCCAACACGAACCCCUUUCGCGCUUCGUCGCCACCGCCUCGAGCGACUCCAUGGUGAGUCUUUGGGAUUGUAGGGAAUGGUUCAGCGUCAAGAUGAUUACCAGUCUGGCGUUUCCAGCAAGAGCGAUUGGGUUCAGCUUCGAUGGUGAGCUCCUUGCUGCUGGAGGAGAGGACCCGUUUAUUUCGAUCAAUGCAACGUGUCCGAGUGUGGGACGCGAUGGCGAAGGGGAUACGGUGCACAAGGUGAUGUUGGGACAGGGGAGCAUGAUCAAUACGCUGGCUUGGCAUCCGAGCAAGUACGUGCUGGCAUAUGCGGGCGACGAACAGAAGGAGGUGGGCACGGUAAGGGUGUUCAAUCUGUGA